GAAUCCAACAUGGCGGACGGUGCGACGUUUUCAAUAUUUUUUUAUGGUUAAGUUUGUUUUAAAAAGUCUCCAGGAUGUUUAAAACUAGAAGAUUGUUUCAGAAUAUACAGCGAGCUGCUGUUCUGCUAAAUCGUGUACCACUUCGCCAGAAAACCCACUGCAUGGACCAUGCUACAAUACCAGCGCCCUUGAUGGGACCUCAAACUAUCAUAAUCAAGAGUCCUUAUUCAGUGAAAGUAGAAGCCAUCGAUCCCGUUCAGUUUGGACAUAUCAAGGCUGUAGUGGGAUUCCUUUACCUGGAGACAGAAACAACAGAGGAGCUGUCCCCUAAAGUGAAGACAGCAUUUCAGCAAGACAUACAGUAUAAUGUCAGGGCAGUCAUGUCACCUUCGAGAGAUUAUAUGGAGGUGAGAACAGAAAAAGGGAGUAGGACAUUUGAUGCAUUGCAAAAGUAUAACUUUGCUUUUACGAACUGUGUUGAUGAAGUUGGUCACCGUAAAGUGGUUGGAAAUAUGCAAUUCAAGCACUGAAGCACUGUUUCAGCCACAAUUUCGGACAAAAGUGUUAAGAAACUGUCUUGUUUGAAGAUAACGCUCUUCAAAGCACCGGCAAUUAUAAUGUUGUGUGUUUCGUAUUGUAACAAAUGAGUCUUUGUAAACGUAAAAAAUCAAUGUUUAAUCCAUUAGAUUCACUUGGGUGAGAGCUACUGAGUACAAGAUCGCAAGCAGAUGUAGAGUAUAGCAUCCUAUUGGAUGACAACCAUCACGUGACAUUACAGCAAUCCCCCUCUGACUGGAAAUUCAAGGAUGUUUAGCAAGGUCAAAAUCUUGAACCACUAAAAGAAAAAAACAGAAAAUGUGAUUACUUUAAAUAAACAAUUUACCUCCAUAAUCUUUGAGAAAUUUCUGUGUUUUUUUAUGUUCCUCCAGGUAACUUGUUUGGAGCAAAGGAAAUUCAACUAUCCUCCUAAGGACAUCAGCGUGCAUUUUCAUGUCCCUGUCGAUUAUGGUGUUGAGAUCGAAGUCACAGGUGAUGCAGAUGUUGAUGUUCAGAAUUUAGAAGGACAUCUUUAUGAAGUUAUCACAGAGCAAGGAUCUUGUCAUUUGAAAAACCUGAAGGGAUCUCGUUUGAGUGUAGAAACAAAUGGUGGGAACAUUACAUGUGACUCACAGUUAUUGUUUGAGUUUGGAAUUCUCGAUACUAAAAAGCAAGGGAGCAUCUCUGUGAAAAAGCUGCAAGGAAAGAAAUUUUGUGUUGAUACAGAGGAUGGUGAUAUUGAUGUAAAAGCUACGUACCUUCUGAGGGCAGAAUUGACAUCUAAAGGAGGGGAUGUCAGGUUAGGCGAUGUUCAUGGUAAGUAAUUGAUUGGGUAUAUUUUAAAAUGCUUGAAUACUCACAACAAAUAAGCUAUUAGCUUCUCUAGAUCAUACAUGUAUCCACAAAAUAAACAAAAUAAGUUAUUAGGAAUUUAUCUAUGUUGUUACUGUGAAACUCAGAGAACAUUGAACACCAGAAAAAGCCAAUCAGGUUUGACAAAACUAAGCUGCAAGCAACAACGGAACUUAUUUUAUGGUUUUCUGGCAUGCCCUGAUCUUUAUUGCUUUUGGACCAAGGACAAUAAACGAUCCUGAAAAGUGUUCAAGGUUUUCUGGGUUGGAUGAUAAAAUACAAGGAACAAAAAACAACAAGUAAUGUAAAAAAAUAAAAUAUUUGUUAACAGAAGUAAAAUGCCAGCCCAGGGAUUUUAAUCUGACCAGCUAUGUGAGAGAUCUCAGCAGAAUGCUAUCCCUGGUUCUGUUUCCCACUUUUGAUCAACAUUUAUAGUAACUUGCAGCUGCUAGUAGUCUACGAUUAAGUGAGAUAAAGUAACUUAUUUGCUUUUAUGUACAGCAUACAACAAUGUAUAAUGACCUACAAGCAUCUGGUGUUUAUUAUUACUAUUAUUAUUAUUAUUAUUAUCAUCAUUAUUAAUAAUAUUAUUAUUAUUAUUAUUAUUAUUAUUAUUAUUAUUAUUGUACAUUGCAUGUCUUUCUUUUUUCAGGUUUAACUGAAGUAGAUGUUGAACAAGGAGACAUUUCAGUUGGUUCAGCAUCUGGGAAGCUAAAGGCAGUCACCAAACAAGGGAACAUCAAUGUCAACUUGGCACAUCAUGACAUUGUAACACUGAAGUCAAAAGAAGGUAUAUUACUAUUUACAUAAGUGAUUUAACCCUUUAAGCCCCAAUAUCCACAUACAAAUUCUCCAAACUGAUCUCUAUACAUUUCCUCAAAGAAUGAGUUGAGAGGUUGAUAAAAGAUCAAAGUAUUUUCUCUUAGGUGAUCAUUUAAUUGAUUCUCAUAACCUAAUCUCUUGACAAGGUAUGAAUAUCGUUAGGAGAAAAUUGAUGUUGGUCACUAUUGGGACUUAAAGGGUUAAUGCAAGUGUCCAAAGAACAUGUGAAGCUCAGAUCCAAGAUCGAUUAUAUGUAGUUGAGCAGAUGUAUUGUUGAAAGCUUGCCAGGGCGCAAAUUGGGUUCUCUUAGUAGGGUCAUGAUCUAUGAUUAUUAAUGUCUCACUCAUUUUUCUCUAACUCAUUAAAGAUUAAGUUAAUGUUUGCUCGUGUAUUGUUUGGUACAUGGUAAGGGAAAUUGCUGAUGGAGUGGCUAAGAUAUACUUACACUGAUGCUGCAGAAAACUUGUACUGUCAGUAGUUUCUGUCCUAAAAACAACAUGUGUGAAAACAACACAGCAGUACAGUUAAAUGAACUCCAUUUCCUACCCAACCUGAUCCAGUUUUCACUAUGCUUAACACACUCAAAGAAAGUGAUUCUUUUCAGCUAAAGGUCUAUUUUCAAGUUUCCAACAUUUUUUAUUUUAUGCUCUUCUUUUAAUGAAAACUUAGGGAGAGGGUCAACUUUGCAUGAGGAUUCAUUUCUUCUCUGUUGGCACCCUUUUUGCAUCCAUCCUUCUUUCUUACCAUCUAUCUUUGGGUAAAAAAGUUGUUAUAAAUAAAUAUUAAAAGAAAUAAAUAAAGAAAACUUAACAUAUCUUUGAUGUUUGAUGUGGCAUUUAAAAUACAUUUUUAUCUCAUAGGAAAUAUUUGCAUCAAGUUGCUAGAGGAAUCUGUUUCUUCAGAUAUCAAUGUGAAGUCCAAAGAAAUAGGUAUAAAUUCCAGUGUGAAUUUGAUUGUUAACGAGGAAGAUAAAGGAGAGAACUUUUCAGUAAUGACAGGAAAACUCAACCCUGAAUCUGAAGGGGAAGGAAACUCAAGAACAAUUACUGCCGAGGCAAAACUAGGAUCUGUGAAGUUUGAGAAAAUUGACUGGUUUAGUUCUCUAAAAUUCAAGUAGCCUGUAGUGAAAGCCCCAAUAAAAAUUACUCAUAAAAAAGCAUGAUGUACUUUUUUCAUUUCUUUUUUGUUCCUGAUGUGCGAGAUUGCUUCCUUUAAUAAUAAUAAUAUACAAUAUUUAUAGAGCGCUAAUUCCCAAUGGUCCAAAAGCGCUUUACAUAAUAAAAAUAACAACAAAAUCCUAAACCUACAAAACUACAAAACUACAUUGUCAUCCUAUAAAAGCUCGUUGGUCCGGUUAUUUACUUAUCGCAGUUUAGCCAGGGCGUGGGGGAGAGAGGAAAAAGUCCCCACCCUCCCGAGGGCUCACUGUCAGGCUAACCACGCUAGUGUAACCGUUUUGAAUUUGGCCUAGUUAACUCUAAUCAUGGUUUGCAGUGAACAACGUUGAUGAAGUACUGGUAUUUUUGUAACGGCUAUCAAAAACAAUAAAUUAAUUAAAUUAAUUAAUUUAUCUACCUAAACCCACUGAGGACGGAGGGUGAUUGACUGAAAACUAUUAUUAGAUUUAGACCUAGUUGAAGUAAUGACUUGAAUUUAUCCAGUGUUAAGCUACGUUCUGAAACCUUCUAUAAUUUUGCCAUUCCUAAUGUGUAAUUAUUGUUCGCGGUUAACCUUAUUAUUGACCCAUACGGUGCAGAUAAGAAAAAUGUUUGUCCACUUUCCCUAUUCCCGGACUUACUAAAGUAUACACAUGUAGGUCCACUGAUUUUCUUUUUAAAAAGCGCUUUAGCAGUGAGACUUUCCUUAACAACCGACCGAGAGAUUUACGUACCAUUGAUGCCUCGUUGUAAAAUGUAUAAUGGUGUUUGUUACUAAUACAAUGCAACCACAAAGCAAACAAGGAGGGAAAACGUUGGCGGAAGUGGAACAGAAAUCGUGACAUUGACACGCAAAUCUGGCGCGGCUUUCACCUUGCGGUGAUCUGUUCGAGAUCUUGCAUCUAUGAUUUAAUAAUCUGGGGUAAAAAAAAAAAAAUUAAAUUCUUCAACUGAAGUGUAGCCUGCGUAGCAAGCGUUUCCAAUCGAAUUAUUGCGAGAAAGUCAGAGCGGGAGCAAAAAAAAGGUGCACUCGUCCCAACUUUCUCGACGAACUCGCGCUGAAACGGUUGCUACGCAGGCUAACUGAAGUGCUCCGCGGAAAUUUCCCCUGUCAGCCAGUUCAAAGAACAUCUUACAUAGGAGGGCGCAAGGAAAUUCGUGGGAAAAGUCCACAAAAAAAGCUGGCGAUGUGAUCUGCUUUGGUUUGGCUCAACGUAUAGGGAAUAGGGAGUAAAUUGAAAAUAAAUUUACCCAUCAGUUUAAAAGUUUACAUAACAAUCACCUUGCUACACUCGCGUCAGUAGAUUAGAAUAAAGGCUAUUUUUCCUAGUUGCAAUCGUCGUCAACAAUUUGCUCAGUUUAUGUCAAAGUUCUUCCAUUCUCGGUUAUUACUUUUUUCUCGUGUACAACCCACUAUUAGGGUCAUUGGUAGAUAAGCUUAUACUGAAAGUCUACGAAAGUAUAUCUGAGAAAUUUACCGUGACUAUUUCAGCACGAAACUGUCUAAUUAAUUUUGACUUUGAAUGAAGACUAUCAAUAACAAUACUUAAUUAUAGAAAUAACCAUGAAUAAUUUUAAAAUGUAAUAAACGAGAUCUUUCACGUUCUCUGUAAUUGGCGUUUGUGUGUGGCUCGUCCACAAUUUUCCCCGUUUCCUGCAGAAGAAUUCAAUAAAUUAUGUUGAAUUUGCGGCUAACUAUUUGCCUUUGGGUUAAACGUAAUCUCCUUUGUCUGACGUGAGAUUGGACAUCACACAAGGUAUGGAAAUUUUUUCAAGUCCUGCGAUGGCAUCGGCAUCGGCGUGUAAUUAAAAAAUAUCGAUAAUUUAUCCACGCGCAAAACAGUUGUUAUCGUUUCCUUUUUAAAAAAGUGUCAGCGGGCAAAAGCGAAGGAGAGACGCGUAUGCUGGAAUCCACUAAAUAUCAAAACCACCUCAUGAAUUAAUGGAGAGAUAAUCGAGAAACAUCUAUUUUUUAAUGAAUAAUGAUUUAAAAUUUGAUGCGCGCGUUUAUAUAAAGUACCUUGCGCUACUCAAGGGUCUCCUUUAAUCUUCCUCAAGUUUUUUACUUUAUUUUUUCUGAUUGCUGAGGUCUUAGAUCCGAAAUUAGCUGAUUAGAAAUCGCCCAAAUCUUCUGUUUCCAAUUUUUACUGAGUUUAAUGAAACAAACAAGGGCUGCUGACUAAUUGACUCAACAAAUUAGCACGUACGUAUUUUCAACGAGCUUUUCAGCCGCUGGACGUUACGCGGAUAAAUAAACGAUUGAUUGAUUGAUUGAACAGUCAGCGCUGAUACACCAAGCACCGACUAAUAAUUCAACAAGGCAUUUGUUCCGACUGAAUUUCGUGGAUAUGUAUUAAAGUAAAAUGUUGCCCUACAGAAUUUUAUUUCCGAGGUACAUUGGGUACUAGCGACUAAAAACAAACGCGACCAAAGGAAAGCCGACGCCGAUCGAUGCAUUAAAAACUGUAUCGUGACUUUGAUUAAUGUGAAAUCAUCCCUAUCAUGAAAUUGUCUAUUGCACACAGAUAGCACGAGAAAUAACUUAGUAGAAAAAUCCAUCUAGACAAUAAUUGUUUUCGGAAAACUUAAAUUCAGAUCUCUGAUACCUAUAGAUUAUAAUGUUUUGAUCCGUUGUUGUUCAUUGGUUUUGCUCUUCCCAAUCAUUGCUUUGUACAUAUGGCGGUAUGGUACACCCUUUCGUAUUGUCCCCUUCCCUACCCCUUCAAGUGUACUAAGUGCUCUCUUUCUCUCCCUUUGACGAGAGAACGUCAAUAACACAAUGCUUUGUAAAUAAAUUCCUACCAGAUUUUUCGUGUUCCCAGCAGAUGCUCGGUCACCUCAUAGCACUGUUCCGUUUCGAAAACUCACCUUCCUCGUUCCUCGGAGAUUCCUCAAAGAAAACCUCUAAAAGAAUGGUUCGGUUUUUCUUCCCGUUUUGUAUCGUGGUAUCGCUGCUGAUCUUAUGUACUCAGGAAAUUUCUUCGAAGGUGAGAAGCUAUUAAUUUUGCAAUGCAUUUCCAACCUUUUUUGAUCAAACAACUGUUAACUUUUUGAAACUUUUCACUUGGCUGAUCUAAAACAGGUUUUUUUCUUUCGCUUCUCAUGUGUGAAACGUUUUUAAUUUGGCUCUAAAUAAACUGGUUUGACUGUGUUUAGUUAAAAUUUUACUUAUGAAAUUCUCAGCUCUCUGAAGAAUUUGCAAUUAAAUUAAAAAUUAGUAAUGUCACUAUCCUAAAAUUUUACCAGGUUCCCAUUCGGAGGAAGCAACUGACGCCGGCUUAGCCAACGUCUGGCAGGCAAAAGGCUUAUCGAAACAAAAUUUUUCCACUCUUCUGUCUUCUUUCCCAAUCAUUUAUUUUAAUUCCAAAAACUGAACAACACUUCUUUAAACUAGUAAAUGGUCUUAAAUAAACAAAAUGAUUUUUAAUGACUUUCAAUAUUAAACACCUAAGUUGAUGGUGAUGCUUUAUUUUCAGUUCUUAAUAUUGCGACUGCAUGCUAAAAAAUCACGCACAUUCGUAACUAAGAAUCAAAUACAGCAAUCAUUAGGAAAGAAUGAUUAUCGUCUCGAUCAGUAAUGGAAAAAUUGGUGUUUUCGACAGAUAUAUCGAAGAAAAUCUGUAAAGAAACCGAGUUAUUUUACAAUGAUACUAAUGCUUAAACAGGUGAACUAGAUCCGAGAUUAUAAAAGAUGAUAGGGAGCAAGGUUUCCGCGUAGAAUAAUAUAAUAUAUAGAUUUAGCCACGGCUACCAUUGAUAAAUUUAUAACUUAAAUCAAACAUAAUUUAUUCAAUAUUCAGGACCAUCGAGGCACGCGUGGACUUUCAGUGAAACAGUUCAAAAAAUUUCCAAAAUCACCUAUACGGCCAGCCGGUUCCAACUUUUGACAAGCGCCAAAUUUCGAAGAAAUUUAAAAAGAGUUACGCUUCAACGUGAUAGAGAAUUUAUUGAGUUCUAUUUUUUAAUAAUGGUUUUAUAAUGUUACCCUGCUAGCAGAGUCGCUUCGAUCUUUCCUAGAUAAGUCGGGAAAGAGGAAGAUCGAAGGAGACUCUGUUCGCAGGGUAUUAUAAUGUAAUCUUCAACAGGGACCGCGGAGGGGGAGGGGCUGGUAGGGCCGCGGCCCCACCACUUUUUUGCGCCCCCGCCCCCACUUUUUGCGCUAAAAAGAAAAAUAAUUAAAAUAAAAAAAAGACUUGAAACAAGUUUUUUCCGUCUAUAUUCCGCUAUAUUCUCUUUAUUUUCUUUAAUUUCAAACGCCAGGCAUUUUGUGGGGCUCCUGUGCUUUUCGCGGUAAUUGUGCUCUGGGGACGACUUGCCCCUUGAUCAAACGCCAUGCCUUGGCCACCCCUUCGCUUCUUUCGGCAGCGUGUUUUGUACCUCCAGCUCCGGCAGAGUUUUUCAUCAGUUUUAUCAGACGAAAUGAAGGAAAUUACUAGCUUUUUCAAGUCAAACGAAGGUGAGUAGUUGUUUUGAGUUGAUAAAAGUUUUAUCUUUUGUCAGUUUCUCCUUUCGAAUCAAUGAAAUAUUCGAUGGCAAGAAGAAUUACAUUACUUGAACAGUGAAGGGCCAUAGUUAGAAAUUUUUCAGAUCACUUCAGUGUAGUAUUUUCUAUACUAAAAUUGUAAUCGCGUCUUUUCUUGCAUUAAAUCUGAACUGACCGUGUAUGUUGGCCGACCUAUAAAGAGCAACAAAUACACUGGAUAAAGUAUGCAAAGUCACGCGACAGAAACAAAUCAAAUACUAUGAUUUUAUUCCUUUUUUCGAUUUUCAAUAUGAAAAAAUUAUUUUCAAUUGUCAGCCCUGCCACUUUUCACCUUGCUCCGCGGUCCCUGUUCAAAAGCGUUUGAUACGCUCGGCAGUUUGAGUACUCCUGCAAGGGAUGUUUAUGAACGGCUGAAAACAAACGCAAAAGCGAAGAAAAUUGCACUUUUGAGAUUACCAACAUCAAUAAAGAAAUAUAAUUCGGUAGAACAUUUAUAGAGACAUCAAUUUUCAUUCACGAAAACGAAUGAGCUACUUAGGUGUCUCUACGAAUCCUCAAGUCUUUUAUAAGCUUAAAGAUUAAGUUUAUAAUGUUUUAAGCCGCCGGUUUCCCGGUGUUUGCUGUUUGCUUCUUUAGUUUGGCAGUGAUGUGUUGAUAGUUCAUCUACUUGGGACUGCUUCAAACACUCAGCUGGACACUAUCCGAGUGUAAACAUGUCGCUCGAAAAAUUGCAAGUUAUGUUAAGCAAAUAGCGGCUCCUGUAGGCGACUUACUUCUUGACUCUCUAAUAUUAUUUAACUAAUGUGAUUUCGCGGGGGUUGCUUCAGAUCCAACACUUUUACUGGGCAUUUCUUAAUGGUUUAAUGAAUUCCAGAUAAAAACUACUCAGUUUUGAAUCGACGAACGCUGAAGAAAUAAGGGAAAGCAGAAAUACAUGUUCUUGGUUUAAUAUUUCAGUGUGCUCUUCUCCUUAGUACUUACAUGAAAAAAUAAAACGUUUUUUAAUCUGGAAAUCAUAGAACUAUCAAACAGUAACCACUGAAAACUGAAUGUGGCAAAAUAUAAAAAAACUGAAUUUGACAUACUUUCGCAUACUUCCGUUCCUUUACAAUUGUAAGCCAAGUAAAAAAAACUUGUAAAGGAGUCUUGUCUUGCAUUUCUUUUGUCUAUUUUAUGAACCAUGCAUCCAUGCCAUGGCCGCUCAAUACCACGUAGGAAAUAAAAGUCAACUAUGUCUAAAAUGCUAAGGAAGGCAAAAGAAACUAUUAUAAAGGAAUUUUUUCAUCACAAGUUUGAAUAAUUAGCUAGCUUUUCCGUUUCAUCUGCCAUGGAAUAAAAAAAUAGGUUUUCAAGAACUUGUCAUUCAAGACCUGGCAGUAUAUAGUAGCUUGUAGUAUUACGUAUGUUGCAAUUGGACGAAAAAUUUCAAGUUAUCAAACACUGCAAAUAGCCUUCAAGUCAACGCUGAUCUUACAAGAAUUUUUGGUUUUUCCACUUAAGUAGUCAACUUUAAAUAGUGUUUCUUUCUCGAGGUAUUUGCCAUUUCCUUCGUUUCUGAUCAGUUGAAGAAGUAACUUCAAUCAGAUUUUUAAAGAAAAGAAUGGCUAGUUUGUUGAUCACCAGUUUCGCUUUAAUCUUCGUUUCGGUGAUUUUUCUCUCUCAAGCAAAAGAAACAACCGGAAAGGUAAAAUAAUGGAAACGCUUUGUUCGUAAUUAAUACUUAUUUCAUUAAUUUUGCUUUCAUCUCUUGUUUUAUGGUACGUUAGAUUCUUAACGUUUUGAUAAAAUUCAGCCUACGGCCCCGUUUAAGAAGGCCGGUUUAUAUGGUCACAAAUCGACCGUUAGCGAGAGUAUAACAUUAAUUUUCGUUUAAUAUACUUAUCAGGAAAUCUUAGCAGAAAAAAAUAUGGUUAGCCACAGAGUACUUCGAGUUUUUAAUAUAAUAUCAGUACGUGGUGCAAAAACAAAAACAAAAACAAAAGAGCUUCUAAAUAUUAAGUAACAAUAUAUCGUGCUGAAGGCAUAAUUAUUUAUUGAGCAUAUCAGUUCUUGAAUUAGAAUACUUUUGUUCAUUUUCUUUCAGCUACUGAAUCGUGGAAAUCAUGAACAAGGCAAUCAAAUUUUACUCCACAAAAGAAGUAUCUACACUAAUCCUCUGUUAGGUGAUUACAAGUAAUGUUUAAAUAACAGUUCUUUUUAUUGGAUAACUAACUCUUUAAAACGGGCUCUUAUACUAAUAACUUGUUUUUCCAAGUUAAGAUCUGCUGCCGUCAGAGUUAUCUUGACUAUCUUUAGCGAUUUGUGGCAAUUACAAAAACACUUUAUGGUUUGUACCUAUAAAUCAGUAAUGUAUAGAUUAUGCCAGCAUUUUAAACCUGUCAGUCAGAUGUAUAUGAAGCUUUAGUGCCGGUAUGAAAUCAUGCAGUGGAUGGAAAUUUGGCGCGUUUUGAUUGGUUCAAGUAACUCGGAAAAUUAAUGGCAGAUUUAGCAAAGAGGAGGUGACGAUAGUCACCAUCGACGACGGCGAGCGGAGAACUGAAAGCUGACUCGACAAAUGUCAGAGUGGCGAAUUGUGCACCGGAAGUCGCGUACAAUCUUCUUCGCGCGCUUUUGCGUUUUCAGCAUUUCACUGACGUCGCGUUGUCUUCGCUAAGUAUCCUGCUUCCUCACUGUUUGAAAUGGAGUCUCGUUUCGCGAGAGUUUCAGAAGACGAAAUUUUAGCAAUAAAUGAGGCGAUUGUACUAACAAAUCACCAAGAAAGCUACGAAAUUAGGCUUGUCAGUGUCUACUGUUUGGUAGAAAAUUAUUUUCUCAUUAGUUGCAACAAAAUCAUAAAAAUUCACUUGGCAAAUAGAAAAAAAAAACCGAAAAAUCUGUGAACGCUGCCAAUUAAAACGUAAACAAAGUACUCAAUAAAUGACGUCUUUUAUUUACGAAAAUUAUUGCAUUUUCCUUUUUCAUUCUACUGACUGGCUCAGGUUCUGUGAAUAGUGCUAGUUAUAGACCUCGACGCUUUGCGGCUCGAUAUUUAUAGCAAGCACUAUUCACCUACACCUCACCUUAGGAGGAUAGUUUUAUGUUAUAUUUGCGCUCAUAGCGGUUUCAUAUAGAGGGCCCUAAAGGGUACAGUACUUUCGCGGUGAACCCUCUGUGCGACACGGCGCUGAAAGAAGAGCAGCUUGUGACGCAAUAAAGGAUAUGUGUCUGUGCAAUUUCUUCUAAAAAUUUAAAGUUGACAGUGUGGCUUUCUUUCAAUUUAGUGUACCGCUGCUCCCUUCCUCUUGGUUUGGAGAAUGGCCAUGUUCCAGAUGCAGCGUUUUCUGCAUCCUCCAGCUAUAGCGCCAAACAUGCCCCAGCAAGAGCGAGAUUGAACUUACAGGGUAGUAGUAAAGGAUAUGGAGCCUGGUGUGCAAAAACUAACGACGGCAAACAAUGGUUGCAAAUUGACUUUGGAGAGCUGGUGCGAGUGACUAAAGUUGCAAUCCAAGGACAACAGGACGGUAACAACUGGGUAACAAAGUUCACUCUCUCUUACAGCAUGGACGGAAUACACUGGGCCGAGUACAAGGAAAACAGUGUCACGUGGGUCAGUGAUAAUCAUCAACUGCUUCAUUNGAGCCUGGUGUGCAAAAACUAACGACGGCAAACAAUGGUUGCAAAUUGACUUUGGAGAGCUGGUGCGAGUGACUAAAGUUGCAAUCCAAGGACAACAGGACGGUAACAACUGGGUAACAAAGUUCACUCUCUCUUACAGCAUGGACGGAAUACACUGGGCCGAGUACAAGGAAAACAGUGUCACGUGGGUCAGUGAUAAUCAUCAACUGCUUCAUUCAUGGACAAAACUGAUGAGACAGUUCUAUCUAAUUUUUUUUAACUUUUGCCCCACAGGAGCAUCUCCUCAAAAUAGAAAAGAGUAAGCCCCCUCCGCACCCCCUAUUCAAUAUUGCUUUGGUUUAAAAACGGACGUGUAUAAUUCUGGUGUUUCCCUAAACAAAACUGGGCAAGAGGAAGGGGGAAAUAGUCAUUCCGUUUGGCGACGGUUUCCCUAUUUGCCAGGAUGACAGCAAAACUGAAUAGGUAUUGUUUUGAAGUUUGUCCAACACGUUUUGUCCAAAGUUGUAGGCAUUCCCUUUUCGAUGUCAUUAUUAUAGUCAAAAAGCACCUAAAUAUGUAUCGCAUCUGUGAUACGUAACUUUCUUAUGGUAUAAUGAAUGUUCUCAUUUUGCCAUGACUUGCAUGUCACUUUUGUUGCUUCAUAAUUCCUGGCAAUUUCAUUCUUAUCCUGCCUUUGUUUUCUUUGCUCUAUCCCUCUUAGCUAUAGAAUAUAUUUUAAACUUUUUUAUGUCUUUGUUUCAGGCCUUUUCAGGUAACAAGGACAGAAAUACAUUAGUGGAACACUUACUGGUGACAGCAUUCAAUGCUCGAUUCAUUCGCUUUCACCCAAAAACAUACAGUGGACAUACUUGUCUAAGAGCUGAGGUGUACGGUUGUCGAAAUGGUACGUUAAUCAGUUUGGUAUGAUUUAAGUUGAAAUUACUUUCAGCGGGAAGAGUUCAUUCUGUUUACAUAAUGUCUAAACAAUAAAUAUUGAACGUGAUUAACUGUAGGGAGCAAUAGUGUGGAAUCAGAAAAGAUAGAGCAGGCAAACUGUAUGAACGAAACUUGUUUAAAUAGAGCCGAUUUGACUGAUUAGAAACAAAGAGCAGCAUCUUUGAGUCAGGAUCACGUCUCAUAUCCGUAAUGACUACAGAAGAAAAAAUUAAUCAGACGACGCACCAUGAUGUGAACCUCGUCAUAUUUAAUCGGAAAACAGGACAUCGAAGGACGGCAGUACACUCCGUAAAUACCGUUUUAUUUUACCAAUGUGGUUAUUAAGUAAGAGAUAAGUAAACGAAAUCUGUAAUUAGUAACACGUAAUUCACCUCUUUAUGAAUGUAAUCUAUUAUGAAUUAUCAUAAUAAAUAGAGGAAUUAUUUUCAAAAUCAAUUAGCCGCCUCAUUAUUGGUCCCAACAAAUACGAUUACAAGUACUUGAUCACUUGAUGUCUAUUUUUGUAUGUAGUUCACAGUUGUUCAAUGCCACUUGGUGUGGAGGACAUGCGCAUUCCUGAAAGUGCAUUCACAGCUUCAGGCAGCUACGACAACCGGCACCGGCCUUCACUUGCGAGACUCAACCUUUUAACUGACGGCAAGCACGUGGCUGCUUGGUGCCCGAAACUCAAAAGUUCUAAUCAAUGGCUGCAGAUCAACCUAGGGGAAAUAACUGCUGUUACUAAGGUGGCAACACAAGGGCGGUAUAACAGCGAGGACAGAGUUAAAACAUACAAACUGUCGUACAGUGUGGACGGGAUUCAUUGGACUUGGUACAAGCAACGCGCCGUAGAUAAGGUAACAAGAGAGAUUCCAAAUGUUAUGGGGUUCAUGAAGCCAAAGUCUAUUCCAGCAGUAAACGAAUAACCUACGAAUAAGUUCUCGGUUGUAGACUGAAGAUGGGAGAGGGCUCAAGUCUAUAAGUCAAUCAGUCAAUCAAUCAAUCAAUCAAUCAAUCAAUCACCAUUGACUGAAACGGACUACAAAACGGACUGAGACUGCUGGAGUAACAUCACAUUUGUAGAGUACUUGUGAUCUGCGCGUAAUUUGACUUAAUAUACACUGUGAGUAAUAAACCAGAUAGUAGGAGACUGACUGAUGAUUGACGGAGGGAGUGCAUCGUCUAUCAAUGGAAUUGACCUACAAAACUACUCUUAUUUCGGAUUUUGAAGUGAUUUUCUGUAUUUGGACGCAAAUUUAUGCGUAAUUAAACAUCGCAAUUUAUACAAGCUUACUGAUGCCGUUUUUUGUAACAAAGCAAAAAUUAUACAGAACCUUGAUAACAUUAAAAACGGACAUUAAAAAUUACAUGGUAAUUUAAACAUUGAAACCAAACUUCAAACAUCUUCACGAAAAUGGUGUUUCGUGGAAACAUUAGCCGUUACCCUCAAAACACCAGUUUUGAUUUUAUAAAGCACCAAAAAUAAAAUCUUAGCACUGUGUAGAAAUUUACAGGGUAGGUAUUUGAAGUUUCGUUCAAGUUUAUGGUAGCAUAAACUGUUGUUAAUAAACCUGAGAAUGAUGCCCCUAUGAAAGCACACUUAGGACAUACUAGCAACAAUCAUGUCUCUGUUCUUAUGUCACACAACGUGCAACAUUUGUAUAGGUUUUUGUACUAAGUAAUGGUAGAUACUAGUUCAAAGUACAAGAAAGAACAAUGAACACUAACUAGUUGUUUGAUUACAAUGUAUCCUUCUUCUUUGGCAAAGUCCACUGUAAUGUAGCAUGAUAUAUUACUAGACUCUACAAAGGUUCCAUUCAUAUUAUCACAUGCUUAUCAUGCUCAUGUGCUCCUUUUUUUUGCGGUACACUGUCCUUUCCCAGUCAGUUCUCUUAGAGCUUCGGUUCAUUCACAACAGCGUUUUUUUUUUUUUUUUCCCUCCCACCCACCCUUUGGUCUGCCUGGAACCUUUGUUUAGGUCUUCGAUUAUUCCUUAUGUUCCCUAUAUAUAUCUCAAAUCAAAUCAAAACCGUAUUUCACUUUGAAUUCCAAAAGAUGGCAUCAACUAAUGCUCAUAUCUCCGAAGGUAUAGCACAAAGAAACAGAAUAUAAAUGACACAGGUAAUUAGAAUAAAGUAUAUCUAUAUAUUAUGUACAAGUUUAAGAUAAUGUAGAAACAAGAAGAUUAUUAUAUACAUUUGUGUCUACAGUAACUAGUGAUAAUUAAAACUAAUUACAAAGGAGCAGCAUUUAUUUAUAACGUAUUAUUAAUGCUCUUAAUUUUUGGAUUUGAAGACAUGUAAUGAUUCAGCAGUUCUAAGUACCUCUGGGAGCAUAGCAGUAUUUAGCACGACCAGAACGUAUUUUAAGCAGUUUAUUAUUUUAUUCCCCUAUAUCUAUAUGUAUCCUUAAGAUUAACCUUUUAUAUUAUGGUGUUAUACUCGAAUAGGUCUCAUUCCGUCGUUAGGUUCCGGGGAUGUGAAACUGCUGACUGGCUUCCAAAUAAAAGGAGUGGCAGGGAAGUGCAACCCCUGGCUGCACUUUACCCCACAGUAAGGCUUAGCCCUUGGAGACAGGUCCGGAAAAAUAUCCACUCCAGGGUGUGGACCUCCGGUCCCACCUGAUCUGUACUCCACCCAGGAGGGCCACCCCUCCUGGUUCCCCUUAGUUCCUGUACGGGGGGAUAUGGGCCUCACCCCCCGGAGACUGAUCAGGACUCCUGUCCAGGGUGGCUACCCCCGGUACCACUCGAUCUUGUCUCCCCCCAGGAGGGCUUCUCUCCUGGUCCCCUUAUCCCUAGAUUUAGCGCUUCCCUGCCACCAGGAUUUUGCCCACCACCCUUCGUGUGUAUUCUGUGUGGUACCCGACAUAGAGCAUUUUAUGCGAAAAGCACUGCCAAUUGGAAGAGUUUAUUAAUAAACGCAUAUAAUGGCAUCCAGUCGAAAGUAAACUAUACAAAUGUAACUGUUGACUACUCAUCUUCUGGGGUAGAGUCUUCGCAACUGUUAAUAACUACACUGUAACUUUCCUCAGGUGUUUGCUGGAAACACUGACAGAAACACAGUGAUUAUACACACCUUAAAGCCCCACAUGGAAGCUCGCUUCAUCCGCUUUCAUCCAUUGACUCACAAUCUUAAUAUUCCUUGCCUGAGAACUGAACUGUAUGGUUGUCGAAGUGGUAGGUAUAUCGUCAGUUACUUCAUAUCUUAGUAUGUUUCCAUCUUUCUUUUCUUUUGCUAUCCUUUUUUACUUCAUAUCUUCCUAAAAAUUUAAUUAAUUAGUCCUCGGCAUAUAAACUCUGUUACUUAUUGUAUUAAUAUCACGCGUGGAAAGGUUGCAAAUCCACUAACCGUCUUUUCUUCUUUUAUUCCCGAUCUAAAUACUCUUUUUUGUGGAUGAUUUUACAAAGGUUUUGAGGACUAACAACGCAAGCUGUCUGUAGUUUGACAUGGCUAUAAUUUGAUAUUUUAUCUAGUGAAGAACUGCUUAAUGCCCGUGGGGGUGGAAGACGGUAGAAUUCCUGAAGAAGCAUUCUCUGCGUCAUCAUAUCACAGUGCCAGCUACCUUCCAAACCGAGGCAGGCUUAAUUUGUUACCAAAUGGCGGGAAAUAUUGUUGGGCUGCUAAACAGAACAAUGCUAAUCAGUGGCUUCAGGUACUUAAAUGACAACUAGGCCAUCCAUGACGUUAUGUUUAAUCUAAAUGUAAUACUAAUCAAAUUAGCUUCAACCGUGUAAAUCGACCCUUUCAAGAGUUUUUGCCAAGUAAUUUUUUUGCAUUUUUGAUGAAUUAAAAUAACUCUAAAUCCUACUUAUCAUCAGAUGUUUUCUCAGCACUAUUCUCGUGAAGAUCUAGUCUGAAAGAUGAUUGUUCACUAAAUUACUUUUGAUUCCCAAGGUUAAGAUAAGAUUAAAACUGGUCUGUGAAACUAAAGUGAACUUAGCUGUCGAAGAAACUGCGUGUUCGAUUAAGAACAAUGGGCUCAGCUCUGCAUAAUCUGCUAAUUCUAGGUUAAACUGGGUCGCCUGUUCAAGAUAAGAGGCGUGGCCACUCAGGGUCGCCAUGACGCUGACCAGUGGGUAACAAAGUUCUCAGUGUCUUAUACUGCAGAUGACCUCAACUGGGUUUACAUCCGGGAAGACAGUCAAAUCAAGGUAUAAUAAAAACUGGAAAAAGAGGACUGGCUGCUGGCUGCGCGUGAUACUAGACGCCAACUGACUGGCUUGACCAGCUGAAUCACGAGCUAUGAUGACUAAAUUAUAGUUAGACUAACUAUAGGUAAUGAAUGAACUAAUGAAUGAGCGAAAGCAAUCGUGAGAAAGUGAAUAGCUAAAAGGUUGAGUACGGUGCAGAUGACUAAAUUAUCAACUCAUUUGUAUAGGUAAUAGCAUGAUUUGUAGUGAUAUUUGGCAUAAAUACCACGAGUCAUAUUUCAAAAUUUUUAUAUGUAAUUUCAGGAGCCGUUAGGCGAGUGAAAUUUAAGACAAUUUUGGAAUACAAUAUCACGAGUGGUAUUUAUGCCAAAUAUCAUGUACAAAUCAUGCUAUUAUUUGCUUAUACUACUACCCGCAAAAGGUUUGUAAUCUUCACAUGUAGGUAUUUCAAAUUACGCUGAAAUACCACUACUCUAAGCCAAUCAAAUUGCAGUAAUUUCUCAUGUAGUAUAAAUGCUGGUAAUCGGCGCUUAAUUUUAUCGAUUUAAAGAACAGCGGUAGUUAAAUAUUGCAAGUGUCUUGGCAAAAAAAAAUGUUUUGUCUAGCCAAUUACAAGCGACUUUACUGACCUUAUAACCCCCUUAUUAGCAUGCUAACUUUGGAAUUACAAUUUUAAUAACUAAAUGUUACAUUCGUUCAUUUAUUUGAACUGGAUUGAUUCUUCUGCAGGUGUUCUUUGGCAACAGUGAUAGAAGUACAGUGGUCAAACAUUUCUUUCAUCCUGGCACAGGAAUCUUUGCUCGAAUUAUUCGUUUCCACCCUAAGGCUUGGCAUGGCCAUGUUUCAAUGAGAGUGGAAAUUUAUGGCUGUGAAGAUGGUAUAUAAAUUUUUCAUAUUUUUAUAUCAUUCUCUUUCCAUUUAGCCUGAGAAAACAGACGACAAUUGGUGACGCCACCAACGGUUUCCCCGCAGCGGUCUGAAAACCGAGCGCAGAACUGAAUUCCAUACUGAUGACGCGUCGCUACCCAGAUCUGGGCACUGCUUCUGAUUAGUCGUACUGCUUGUGAAAUUUGCUUCAACCAAUCAGAAGGGUUCUCUGAAGUCCCCAUCACGAAACAGAUGUGGAAUCAAGAUCAAGGGGCUAACGUCACUUUANUACAGUGGUCAAACAUUUCUUUCAUCCUGGCACAGGAAUCUUUGCUCGAAUUAUUCGUUUCCACCCUAAGGCUUGGCAUGGCCAUGUUUCAAUGAGAGUGGAAAUUUAUGGCUGUGAAGAUGGUAUAUAAAUUUUUCAUAUUUUUAUAUCAUUCUCUUUCCAUUUAGCCUGAGAAAACAGACGACAAUUGGUGACGCCACCAACGGUUUCCCCGCAGCGGUCUGAAAACCGAGCGCAGAACUGAAUUCCAUACUGAUGACGCGUCGCUACCCAGAUCUGGGCACUGCUUCUGAUUAGUCGUACUGCUUGUGAAAUUUGCUUCAACCAAUCAGAAGGGUUCUCUGAAGUCCCCAUCACGAAACAGAUGUGGAAUCAAGAUCAAGGGGCUAACGUCACUUUACUACUCAGCCAAUCAUCUGAACUGAACAUGAAAGCUUUUAUCCUAACCAGCAUGAUAACUAGCAUGAUAAGAACUCACAAGUUUACAUGCGUUUUUCUCUGCUACUAACAGAGCUAACCGGUGUGCCAGUUGCACAAUGGACACAAUAAGAAUUCGAAGUUUGAGUUCUCGACCUUUUCGUUGUUCAAAAGCAGUCUUGCUCCCAGCGUCCUCUGGCUUUUUGACAGCUAACCAAAAAGAAAGAAGACUCUUAUCUGGGCACGAGAUUGUAUGAAAAACAGCCGUACAAAAAAGAAAAUUAGACGAGUGUAUAUCAGUAGACCAUUGUGUUAGUGAAUUAAUUAAGUUAAUUAAUCCUUACCUCGAUUCGCUUGAUCUUUCUGUGUUUUGUGACAAAGUCUGUUUUUUGUGACGAAAUUUAGAUGUAAAUUGUUUAAAUUACAACCGUACAAUAAAAAACUGUCCUGUCAGCAGCCGGUACCAAACAAAUUAAAUGCUAAACCUAAACUGAGUCUUGUAGAGCGUUAAUUAACAAUGUUUUCUGUCACAUAUUUUCCAUCCUAUAGCUCGCAGUUGUUUCCUUCCUCUGGGUAUGGAGAGUGGGCAUCUGCCUGAUAGCGCAUUAUCGGCAUCAACAUUCUACAACGCAGCGUGCAUUCCUCAGUUUGGCCGCCUAAAUAAGAUCCCAGCUAGCGGAAAAGCAGGAGCCUGGUGUGCAAAAAGUAACGAUGGCAACCAGUGGCUGCAGAUUUCUUUUGGACGGCAAACUACAGUGACCAAAGUGGCGACCCAGGGACGGUAUGACGCUGACCAAUGGGUGACGAGCUAUAGUUUGUUGCACAGCGUGGAUGGUGCUCAUUGGGUCUGGUAUAGACUUUCUAAUGGACACAUUAAGGUAUGACUAACAUGCAGCGGCAUUUCAGGGAAUUCUUGUUCUAUGAGAAACAGAAGACGCAUUUCAUUUUGAUCAGUACUCAUAUAUUACUAGCUGGAUUUUUGAAAACGUUAACGCUAAAAUAUACCUCCUCUUUCUCUAUCCUCGCCCUUUCUGUUUAUCUUUUCCUUUUUCUCCGCUACUGUGCGUCUCUGGCUUAAUCGGACAAAAAACUUUUAGCCUUUUUGCACUCAAGUGGCUGCAAAUUUUGGCAGGCACAUUCUCAAACAUCUGAGCCAGAUAUUAUUAUUAUCCUAUUAUUUGGAGUGCAAGUCAUUUCUAUAGAUCUUUUGGGACUUCAGUAAGCAUAAGCUUACUUGAGAACACAUAGCUUUCGCUCCUAUCACUUAACAAUUAGCUCAUGGAUCAGCUUGCGUAUGUCUAGAAUUGAGCACGCAGGCACGCGGGAAGUUUGCCGGGAGAGCACGAAAGAGGCGUAAGAGUUUCUCGAAGGGCAGCCGAGAGAAACUCUAGCCCCUUGAGUGCUCUCCAAACUUCCCAAGUGCUCAUUAUCUCGACAUACGCACAACUGAAGCAUGAACUAAUUGUUUAAUAACAGUAUCAAAGCGAUCAAUGCAGCAGCUAACUGAAUUUUUUAUUAUUGUAGCUCGCACUCAAAGCAGUACGCGUCAAUGUCUAUACGUAACUAUAUUUUUUUACCUCACAGUUAUGAAAAAACUGAAAGGAACUUAGCGAAAGUUUACUCAAGUCGCUUAAGAUAACAUUAAAAAAGUUUGUAAAAUUCGUGAUGAGGUUCCGGAAAACUAUUAAUUCACCGAAAAAUUCUUUUUGAAAGAAAUAACUUUGCAAAGAAUGAUUUGCACACGCCACAGCCCGCACAGCUCAGGAAGAUGACAACAACUCUUUUCCCUACUAUCGGUUGACAAAUUCAAAAGUGUUCUCUUUAUAAAACACUUGGUUAACGCUUCAUCGUGUACUGUUGAGUUACGGCCUGCACUAUGGAGACGUCUUGGGACGAUUUCUAAGCUCAAAAGAACUCGAGGUAUAGUUUAUUGGCGUCAACAGCGUGCUGAAUGGGAAUAUCAGAGAGGCCCGCUCGCGAAUAUUCUAGGAACUCUUUAAGCAUUAUACCCUGAGACUAGCUGGAUCAAGUGAUAUAGUUGUUAUUGCAGACUGCUGGACUUUGUACUGUUUCCUUAACAUGUUCCUAUAUUUUUUUAUACUCUUAACACGGUUAACCCAAGUGUUGUGAUCAUCUAUUUUAUUAAUAUAUUGGUCAGGUAUUUGGAGGCAACAUCGACCGCAACACUCCAGUUCAGCAUUCCCUGCACUUGUCAAUCCAAGCCCGCUAUCUACGAUUUCAUCCCAGGACUUGGCAAGGUCACAUUUCAAUGAGGGCUGAAGUUUAUGGCUGCCAGGAAGGUAAUCUAUAUAGGCCGAUAGGAGGAUUUCGGUAGCUAGCAGUUUUUCUUUUUCCAGGAGGCCUCUCCUCGCACCUCUGAUCUACCUUUUGCAAACAAGCAAAGAAAACACGUACAAACAAACGGGGAACGAAAGUUAGAGUGGUUUUCGUUUGAGUGUCGUAAAACCAAAACCAAAGUAAUUACUCUGGCCAAUCACAUAGGACACAGACAAUACAUUGAACCAAUCAAAACUCGAAGUAAUUACAUGUGGCUGACGCAAAGCGCGGGAAAAUGCAUGCGAGCGCGUCACAAUUGGCUUUGGUUUUACUUCUGAUUGGAUGAAAAGGUGGCGCGAAUCUUUUAAGCCAAUCGCAUCGUGUAGAAAGUGCAAAACCAAUUACUUUUCGACACUCAAAUGAAAACCGCUCUAAAAAGAGGCUUAUAAAAGGUAAAGCGUGCCCGCAACGAUAGUAGGAAAAUGUAUUCAAAAUAUAAAAAUAGUGAGUAUGAUAGUAAUACGACACGUGCUUUUGUACGUAGUGUUUGUUAAACAUCCGUAAUGCACUGAAAUAGUGGCCACACUAUGAAAAAUAACAUGAUUGUUCCAUUGAUAACGAAAAAUUAUGAACUUAACCUCUUAAGCAUCGAUUACCAUUGACAAAUAUAAAGAAAAUUGGACAUAACCAGUCCAGUCUUGAUUAAUAUUUGGCGAAUGACUGCCCUGUCUGUGUUCUCUUCUUUUUUUUCGUUAAUUGAGAAUAAACUUCUGUUUUAUAAGGACACCGUUGCUCCAUGUCGCUUGGAAUCGAAGAUGGCCGAAUUCAAGACAGCGCUAUGACUGCGUCCACCAUUCACAACAGUCCCCUCGCAGCCCACGUCGGGCGUUUGAACCAGGCAGCUAGGUCGGGUAAGUCAGGAGCCUGGUGUGCAAAGACAAGUAACAACAAAGAAUGGCUGCAGAUCGAUCUUGGAAAUCCCACCACCGUCACUAAAGUAGCCACGCAAGGAAGGCAAGACGCCAAUCAAUGGCCGACCAGCUACUCAAUAUCUUACAGCCUCACAGGUUCUUAUUGGGUCCAGUACACAGUACGCGGUAAAAUAAAGGUAAUAGCACUAUACUCAUUGCACCGGCCCUAGAAAUAUCUUGGUCACCUCAAGCAUCUUUAAAGUCGAAAAAUGGAAACUGAAUGAAUGUUUAACUCUUGGCAACUGAAAACAUCCUCGUCUUUCGGGUCGAGCAAAAAUAAAAAAGACUUUGCUCAGUCAGAGGACAGGUGAUUUAAGUAUUGAAUCAGUAUGAUGUAACAUUCUUUAUUGAGGAUAUCAAGCUCAGGCAUCGGCACCUCGCCCAAACUCUGUCGUGUGUACGUGUACUUGAAAAAAAUAAUCUUGUUUUCAUUGGUGCCUAGCGCAGAGUACCCAAUCUCCUAACCAGAAUCCUCUGGGUUUUUUGGUCAGCAGGGCUUUGGGUAAGAGAUUGGCGAGUAACGUGGCUUUUGACAACCAUCUUCGUUUUCUUCAAAUGGCUAGUGAGAUUAAAAAAAAAAGACACCUCUGUGUUUUCAUUGGCAAUGAAUGGUUUGUUUCUUACUGUAACUUAUAUAAAGCAAAGUGCAGGUUGUUAUUAAAUGUUUCAACAACUUUAUUUUCUACAAUUCCCCUGUAAUUAUUUGAUUUUUCGUUUUUAUAGGUACUUCGGGGAAACUUUGAUCGUGACUCCAUUGUCGUCCAUCAUUUUUUCCCGCCAUUUCAUGCCCGCUUUGUUCGAAUUCAUCCUUUGAGCUGGUAUGGCUUUGUUUGCAUGCGUGCUGAGCUGUAUGGAUGUCCUAUUAGGGUAAGAGUCCAGCGGUUAUAGACCUUUUGAGCCACUGUAGAUCUUUUUUUUUGCCAGUACAGGUCGCCCCGUCCACACGAAUCGAGAUAUUUUUAAGGCCGCAUACAGUAUUUUAUUUUUUUCCUCACUUUUUCCCCGUACAUGCAAUUAAGACCACCGACUUAGUGAGUCCGCUCAACGGAACCAGAUCUUUUUGAAACUAGUCUCCAGAGUGGUUUGAGGCACCGUCCACACGAAUCUGAGUAAAAAAAAAUAUUGAGUUUCAACAUUCAACAGGACAGUACCUAAAGAACAGUUUCAUCAUGUUCAUGCAUAUUUCGUCUUAUUCACGUGAACUUACACACAAUUUACGAAAUUUUAAAGAACAAUAAACAAACCCGAUGACCUUUUUUGGGAGAGCAACAUACACAAAAGUAAUAAAAAGAUCCAUAUCCUGCAUGUAUUUACAUUUAGAACUUAGUGACUUAUGCUUGGUAAGAAAAAAAGAAGAAGAAUGACGUUUUCUGUCAGUAUAUAAUUUCAGACUUUAACGAUGUCAAAAACUUGGGAAAAAGUCAUUUUGAGAAUUUUUAGAGCUGAAAAUAAAAAUGAUGUUUUAUUUUGACAAGCAAGAUACUAAAGUAUGACUAAGAUUUUUUUUUACUGAAAAUUUACUUUUAGGGCAUUUAA
Porites evermanni is the source of this 22891-nucleotide messenger RNA. The record is from the annotation of a GenBank genome assembly. Lineage: Eukaryota; Metazoa; Cnidaria; Anthozoa; Scleractinia; Poritidae.